This is a messenger RNA of Candida tropicalis MYA-3404, 732 nucleotides long. RefSeq lists its product as uncharacterized. NCBI's taxonomy places the organism in Eukaryota, Fungi, Ascomycota, Pichiomycetes, Serinales, Debaryomycetaceae. The transcript has a single exon. The coding region runs from base 1 to 732 and encodes 243 amino acids. The record is from RefSeq and is a predicted model, not a curated record.
AUGGAUCUAUCUAAUUUAUCAAAUACGUUACCAUCGACAAAUCCAUCAGCUACAACAACACCGACCUCAUCACAAGGAAAUCUAAGUCACGAAUUAACGAAUCACUUUAAAGACGCUGCCAAAUCGGUUGCUGCUCUAUACAACGCAUCACUUAAUCACAAACAUAGCAAUAAUACCAACAAUGAUAAACUUGUUAAAACUGAAUUUGCUAAUGCAGCCAAAUCUGUCGCGUCAUUAUACAAACUAAGUCAAUCGGCACACCAUACGGCGCAUAGCAAAGGUUAUUUACAAUGUCUCGAAGAUAUACUAUCCGUGUUGGCAAAUGAUGAAGAUGUUGAAGACUGGGUUCUAACUAAGAGAAUAGAUUUAUUGAAUCAAGGACAUUCGAAACAACAAUCUACUAGUGAUUCAACCAACCUGGCGCCACAAUCAGAACCAAUAUCACUGUCCGAUUCAGAGGAUUUUACUAUACCUCAGGAUUAUGAGUUUAGUUUUAAUCUGGAUAUUAGACCACCUACAAGUUUUAGAGCAAGUAUUCCCCCAAUUUCAGUACAACAUACUGGAAAACAAAGAUUGGCAAUUAAUAAUCCACAUUCAAGACAUAACAAAAAGUUUAUACUUUCUGAUGAUGCAAUAAUUGAGGAUCUCAGUGAAAGUGAAGAGAAAGAACUCAAGCAACAUCAAAAGUAUUUCAAUGAAAGUCCUUUGAAAAAGAAGAAAAAGUUUAAUUAA